AUGGGUGAAGUAUCUUUAGAAACUUCAGCUUAUGCAAAAAUAAUGCUACAUGCAGCGAAAUACCCACAUUGUGCUAUAAAUGGAGUGCUUCUUGCCGAUAGCGCUUCAAUUAGAUCGGGAGCUAAAAACCAGGAUUUAGAUAUCCUGGACGCUGUGCCACUGUUUCAUCAUAGUCAUUAUCUAUCUCCGAUGGCCGAAAUUGCAUUAACACAGAUCGAAUGUAUGGCUCAAGCUGACAACAGAAUUAUAGCAGGCUAUUAUGCAGCCUGUGAGAACUUUAGAGAUAAUACAGUUGAAAAGUGUCCAGGCCAGAAGAUUGCAGAAAAGAUUGCUGAACAUUUUCCUUCAGCUGUUUUCAUUGUGGUGGAUAAUAAAAGAGUAAUGCGACACUUGGAUACUCCUGCUAUUAAAAUGCACAAAUACAGUGAAGGCAAAUGGAAGCCAAAAGAUGCCACUAAAGUAUUAUUCCAAACCCCAUAUGUUUUAGAGACAGUGUCUCAUUUACUUCAACGAGGUGUACAGAAAGAUCUUGUAGAUUUUGAUAAUUAUUUGGAUGAUCUAUCCCAGGAUUUCACCAAUCUUGGCAUUGAAAAGCUAAUUGCAAGUAUAAAUGCAUCAAACACAAUUGACUGUAAGGAUAAAGAUUAUGAUGAU
This is a messenger RNA of Brenthis ino (lesser marbled fritillary), 654 nucleotides long. NCBI's taxonomy places the organism in Eukaryota, Metazoa, Arthropoda, Insecta, Lepidoptera, Nymphalidae. The record is from the annotation of a GenBank genome assembly.